Molecule: messenger RNA, 2086 nt
Organism: Erpetoichthys calabaricus (reedfish)
Lineage: Eukaryota; Metazoa; Chordata; Cladistia; Polypteriformes; Polypteridae
Gene: arl13a
Product: ADP-ribosylation factor-like 13A
Exons: 11
Coding region: 225-1454 (409 amino acids)
Biological process (GO): non-motile cilium assembly; receptor localization to non-motile cilium
Cellular component (GO): ciliary membrane; non-motile cilium
Molecular function (GO): GTP binding; GTPase activity
Source: RefSeq, a predicted model, not a curated record
UUAUUUAAAAUCAGAUUAGGUUUAACUUGCCAUUGCAGAAUAUGCCUGUAUCCCAGGUGGCAAUGAUUUGCUGUCGAUUGGAAACCACAGUUUAAAGCAUAAUCAUAUUGUGCUGUAAUACAAUUUUACUGUAUCUUGGAUUUCCUUUUGUUUGUGAUGACAUGAAUUCCCUCAGAAUAUUUCCAAAGAUUUAAAGGUGAUGGUGGUCUACAUUAUUUUAGACCAUGUUUACUCUGAUAAGCAACUGCUGCAGCUGGAUGAAGAAACUGCAUGAGCCUGUCAGGAAAGUGACUGUGAUCGUGGUGGGCCUUGACAAUGCUGGAAAAACUGAGACAGUGAAAGGAAUACUGAAAGCUCCACCAGAUGAUGGACUUCCUACGUCUAAUUUUGUAAAGCAGCAGCUGAGAGUCGGACAGUUUGAUGUCUCCCUCAUAGAUCUGGAUGGUAAAUCAGAAGCUCGUGGCCUUUGGAAGAAUCACUAUGGAGAAGCUCAUGGAUUUAUUUUUAUUCUGGAUGCGAGUGAUAUUGACAGAAUUGGAGAGGCCAAGAACCAACUGGCCAGCAUGCUGAAGCAUUCCAGGGUGUCUGGAAAACCUCUAUUGCUGCUGGCCAAUAAACAAGACAAGGCAAAUGCCAUGCUAGGAAAUGAGCUCAUUGAGGUGCUGUCACUGGAGAGGCUAGUGAAUGAAAGUCACUCACGCUGCCAUAUUGAACCAUGUUCAGCAAAACUGGAUUUUCAGAGGUGGUCGGAGAGGAGAACACUAAGGGGACUGUGCUGGCUUCUUCAUGCUAUAUCUUUGGACUACAGUGACCUCUGUGCACGUGUGGCAGGAGAUUCUUCAAAACCAGAAUGUCAGGUGGAAAAAGAAAACCAAAGAAACAAGACAGUACGAGGCUCUAAGUCCAGAAAAGAAAAGGGAAAUGAAGUUAAAGUUUCAAAAAAACAUGCUGUGCAACAGAUGCAGCCCUCGUCAGUGCUGAAAGAAGCCCCAAAAUCUGUUUAUGAUAUUAUAACUAAGGAACACAAGCUAAAAAGGAAGUUGAAAAAAAAGAAAGUAAAAAUAAGUGAUUUGUCUAAAUCCAAAGGACAACUGGUAGAGAACAUCAGACAAACUGGAAAUCUGGAAGACGAAUCCAAUGGAGUGAUACAAAAUGAAAGCUCCUUAAAAUCUGGAAAGGUCACCUGUAGAUCAAGUGUCCCUCUAGCUGUGAACAAGGUGGGCGAAGUCCUCAAUCAAGACUCAAAAAAAACAGACCUGCAGGAACGGGCAGAAAACUCUAGCCCUAAAAAAGGGAAGCGAGGGAAAAGUAAAAAGGUUGCAAAGAAGAAAAAUCAAAUCAAUUCAGAAGAAGCUCCACCAUCAUAUACGCAACCCGUGGAUAUGUCUGACACCUUUGAUCUGUACAGAAAAGCCAUAUUGGCCCUCAAAGCGAGACAAGAACAGAAACAUUGAAAAUUAGGCUAAUCUCUCUUGUGACCUACAAUACACCAGCUGAUAUCUGUCUGCGUGGUUCCUGCUGCUGCUGACCUGAAACAGCAUUUGACACUUGCAAUAUGUCAUCAAUAGGAUCUACUUACAGAUUUAGAUCUUACACAGACUCGUGACCAGCUAAACACAGCACAGUUUCAGGCAGAUGAAGGAUCAAAUAUGCUUAUGCCAAUUAAGACAUGCUUGAUAGCAACGAGAUGGUAAUUAAGUUUCAGACUUACAACUGUCUACAGCCAACCCUAAUCCUAUUUUUAAACUAAAAAAUGGUAUUAUUGAAAGCUAAAAUAAAAUUAGAGAUGCUUAAAAAAACAAGAAGAACAAAAUAGAAAAAAAAUCUCUGCCACAUUCAUACAAAAAGUGACGAUAUACUGGCUGUGGCUGUACUUACAUGAUUGUUGCCUGCUGAAUGCCCUCCUUUUACAGGACAUGCUAUGGAAACGGACUUCUUUGUUUCUUCCAGUCUAACAGUUACAGUAUAUACAAUGACAAGAGUGUUCAUGUGAAAGUAUUCAGUGUGUGUAAAGUGUAUUUCUCUCUAUAUGUUUACUGUAAAUAUGAUUGCAAUUAAAAAAACAACAUUAAUGCAUUUUCCUCUA